Messenger RNA from Porites evermanni, 6835 nucleotides. The record is from the annotation of a GenBank genome assembly. Lineage: Eukaryota; Metazoa; Cnidaria; Anthozoa; Scleractinia; Poritidae.
CCCUUGCAAAUAACCGAAAGCAAUUUCUGGGUAUUCGUGGAAACCGAUUAUCAAGAACUUUAAUAUCAAUAUUCUAAGCAGUAUAUCAGGAUUUCAGCGGACUCUACAAGAGCGAUCAUGGGAUUUCUCUUCGGAGUUCAGUAUGGUUUAAUCUUAUCCAUUAUGUUUUAUUUGGGAAGAUGCGAGCUGAAUCCUUCGAUACAGUGGACUCACUCAAAUCCGUUGUAAGUAGUUCAUGUGAAACAGUGAAAAUUGAAUUGCAUGUACUUUUUGCCAAGUUUGAUUGGGCUAAUUAGCGAUUGGAAAAAAUACUUACUGACGAAUCAGGCAAAACAAAUCCGUCCUCAAAGAUUGGCAGGAUCAUAGGUUCAUAGAUUUUAAGUCAAACACGUAACAACUGUACUGUAUUUACAACUCCAGGGACCGAAACGGAAGUGCGUUAUCUUUAUGAGAUCGUAAUCUUUAUAAGGUGUUGAGGGAAAGUGUAAUGGCACAACGAGGUACCUUUUUGACAAGAUUCUUAGUCAGAAAAUAACGGUAUUCUACACCUUAUGUUCUAAAAUAAUGCUUAACCGUGUAGAAGAGAGGUGGGAGAGAGUUUGAAUAUUUUAUUUCUAUAUGAAAAAUAAUGUUGCGUAGUUGGAGAAGACGGGAGAAUGGUGUGCGACAAACGCAGACUGCAGACUUGCAGACUGGCAGGUAAACAAGAUAAACAUUGUUGUGAAAUGCUCUAACAGAUUCUCUAUCGCUAAACUUCAAGUCUCCUAAAAGUCAAGUUUAGGGAUAGGGAAUCUGUUUGAGUAUUUCACUGACAACAAUGUUUAUCUCGUCUACCUGCCAGUCUGCAAGUCUGCAGUCUGCGUUUGUCGCACACCAUUCUCCCGUCUUCUCCAACUACGCAACAUUAUUUUUCAUAUAGAAAUAAAAUAUGCAGCCUGCGUUUGUCGCACACUGCACAGAGAAAAGGCGAACUGAGAAACUCCUACUCGCCCAUCAGCCCCGGGCCAUUAGCAGACAUCGUUUUUUCUCAUUUGGACAAACGAGAAGCCGAGUCUUAAGCCAUCACUGAUACUUCUGAAAAAUAAUAUUUUUGAGCCAGAGCAAAGAACAAACGAACGUAAUUAUCAUAAUGUUUGUUUGAAUAUUGAAAGAGGUCUAGAAUAUAAAUAAUUUUCUAUAUUCUCUUACCGGAUGAGUUGAUGAUCACGAAACACCCAGAUCAAUAUCUAUUUAUAUAGAGAUUACAAUGUUAUUUGGCUUUUGUAGUGACCUUGAUUUCACUACAGAAGUGCCGUUCAAGCUUGUCAAGUUCAAGAGAGGUUUCAGUAGAGAUUCAGUAGACUUGGCAACAAUUCAGCAUUAAGACUGAGGGUAAUAUAAAUUAUGCUCAUUAAAGCACUUUCUUUUCUGCUCUCUUUCUGCAAUUUCCGACUUUCGGAAGCGUUUUACCCACUGAACAUAUCACGCCUUUUUUUAAAUAAUAUAUUGAUAAGAGUUUCUCCGAAAAGUAGCUCAGUUUCAGGCAAUUAUCUCGAAAGCAUUUAUUACGUAAUAACUUAAUUUCUCCAAUAAUUUAGCCCUUAACGAAUAUAUUGAUUCAAUACGAUACUUGUCAUCAGUUGGUGUGUCUUAUAUACCGACCGGCGGCGAAUGCAGCGCAAUUUCCCCCGACAAAGUAGUUAGUGCGAAAUAAGGACCUACUGAAUACUGUUGCAGUCAGUGGCAAUUUGUGCAGCAACAUUUCUCGGCCAAAAGACGGAUUUAAUAUUCUCUUAUUUCUAGAUAGCAGGUUAAGAUACUGAUAAUGGCUCAGGUCCGUACUCUUGUGAACGACAAUUUCUCGAAAAGUAGUUGGAAACUCUUUGAGCUGGUCUGUGAAGGGAAAUAACUCGUGACCGGAAAUCAGUUUCAAAAUAGGCAAUUUUGUUUGCAAAUUCGAUGUGCGUUUUUUUUGGUUAUUAUUAUUUUGUUUUCGAUGCAGCACCUGUUCAGAUGUCUGGCAGGUCGUAAUCAGUCAUUGUGUAUUUUUAUUGUAUUUUGGGCGUCGUUCUGGUCUCUGUGUUUUAUCUGGUACAUUUUGCGUGCGUAGUUACAUCGUCUAUUCGUAUACUAAGUGUAAAAAUAUGCGCCGAAAGUCACAAGCAUUAACAGGAACCUUCAAUCCUGACAUGGAUUAGUUCUAUUGUGUAAAAGCAACUUGUGUAAGGCUUCCAGAAUAAACAAGGUUUCACGCAAUGCUGCUCACAUCAUUAUCAAUUAGGAAUAUGUAUAUAAUGUUACUGACAAAAACGUUUAUAGUACAUUUGUACUGUUUAGCCAGCAAUAAAUUAUCAUUAUUAUUAUUAAAUUAUUAUUAUAAUUUUCACUGCUUUAAGCCCUGAAAGUCCUUAUUGUUAAAUAAGUGCUUCCAGGGCUAUCGAGGAGCAUGAAACAUGAAAUAUGGAAGAUAUUUCUUUAGUUUUAAUAUGGUUAUCCGAAAACGUCUUUUUGCGGGACGAGUUCAAAAGAAAAUCAUGUCGCAAAAUAAUUUAGUGCUUUAUUUUGGUUUUAUUAUACUGAAUGACUACCUUGCCAGCAGCAGAGGUUUCACAGCAUUUACGAAGUGUUUCGUGUCGCUUGUCAGUCGCGUGGUUAGGGCGUAAAGAAUUGCAAAACACUACGCGAGAACGAUUUCGUCAAUGCUAAAAGCCAUGCAAGAGAGAAACCUCUGCGCACGCAGGCUACCGAAUGACAGGAUUUCCCUUUAAAUCUUGGAGGAGCGGAAAAUGGUAAGGGCCUUUUCCCGCCCCUCCUAGAUUCCAAGAGAAAAAAAGCCUUGUGGAAGUACACUCUUUUUUGAUGCAAAUUCCUUGAAUAAAAAUGAUGAAUAUUGUUUUCUCAACCAAUUUGUCCGCCAUGUCACGUGGUUGGGGUCUAUUAAUUAGACUGUUCACAGUGCCUUAUUGUUUCGUAAGAUUGUCAGCAUCGAGCGCUUACCGGUACGGGCGGCCAUCUUGGUUCCAUAUAUACCGAGGGCCGGUAAAUUUGAAAUUCAACAAAGAUGGCCGCCCGCAACGCUAAGUCUUCGAUCUUGAAGAUCUUACAAAAAAUAAUAGGGGACUAUAAACAGUCCUGAGCCAAUAUAUCCACCAGAAAGAGAUAACUCUUUGAGGUUUAAAUUUCCCGCCAAUUUGUUACUUAAAAUAACUUGAGAAUACUACUUGGAAUAAAGCCUGUUUCUAAGUCCUCUAAACUCUAUGGUAUGCAGUGCGAUUCAUAUCCGAUCUGGCUAUGUUGGCAGUGGUGUAACUAGAAACUGCUUUCUUCUAAGCCUGUCUGCAAAAACUAAGAAUUAAGGAAUGUGGGCUCUGUUAGGGACUAAUAAGACGACCUAGGAUCUAUCCCUUUUUUGAAUAAGGAAACACAAAUAAGCCGAAGGCCGAAACCGCCACAAAAAGCCGCGGGUAACCGAAACAGGAAACCGCACAUGAAAAGCCUCUGGCACCAAGGGUAACAAAUCAUACGAGAUGGUGAAAAAGAUAAAUAUGAAAAUAUAAAUAUGGAGAAUUUUCUUAAUUUUUUAUUAAAUACUCUUGGCCUCGUAUUCCUUCGGUACACAUGAAUCUUAAUUCCCGGAUUUAUUUAGCUUGCAUAGCAAGCGUUUCCGCGCAAGUUCGUUGGGAAACUUGGAAAAGGAGCAAAAAGAGGUUUGAAGUGGAAGAGGCAAGUGUUUUCACUUCCCUUCCCUCCCGCCCCUCUUUUUUGAAUUUUUGUUUUUGCUCUCGCUCUAACUUCCGCGCAAUAGCUCGAUCGGAAACGUUUUCUACGCAGACUAGGAUUUACUGCUUAUAUUCUAUUUUUCUUUCAGAUUUACGAUAAACAGAACACAUUGUGUUAAUCCGUUGUCCAGAGUAUUCUUCAUUUGUCCAAAUACUGUUACCAUCCUAACCAGACUAAAAACCAGUCAAUCAAGUCCGCAAUACGAGAAUCUGUGGUUGGUUGGCAAACAAGGCUUUGAAGGUUGUGAGGUGAACAAAUCGAUCGACAAGAAGCUAAUAGAUUGCAAUAAUCCAUUGAACUUGCUCUAUUAUGAAGUCAUAUUUAAGAGAUACAGUGCAGUCAUGAGUGCUCCAGUGUUUGAACCAGGAAAGGAGUACUAUUUUAUUGGUAAGAUUACAUAGUAAGUAAGAAUGGUGACCGCAAUCACUCCCCUAUUAAUUUUCAUAAUUUAAUCAAAGUUUACGGUCAUUUAAGGCCUAAGAAGUUUGUUGUUAGAGCCCUUAAGGUCGAUUUUGGCAGGCUGUGAGAAAUCGUUUUCGAAAUUACGUACGUUUCUAUAAAAAAAGAGAAAUCGUUAUUUAAUGAGCAAAAGAGCUCUUAAAAGUAGUAUGUGAUGUUUUAGGGUGCUAAAAACCUUGCGGUAAACGUGAACCUCAAACCGCAAACCUGACGGCAAGGCACUGGUCACGUGACUUCUUGACAUUCCCGGAAAAUGCUGAAAAUCUUCCAUCCUUAAAGUCAGUUCAAAUACUUGCUUGUUCGACCUCAGAUAUCCAGUGUAAAAGUUCCCACUUAUAGGGAAAAUAGAAAAUUAAUUGCUGGCUUUUCUGCACUCAUGAUACCAGAGCUAGAUAAGUCAAUCUGGUUUUUGUCUGGUUUGGAAUCAAGGUAAUAUAGCAAAUUCUGAUCAUCCGCGCCUUGAGCUUGCCCCCUAUCCCCCUUUACGGUCCCUCCUAUUAGCCUUGGAGACGAAUUUUGGUGGGGCUGACCAAGUUUUCUGGCCUGUUCCUUGUCCACUUCUUUCUAAUUUGGGGCCAACUAAGUCCUCUAUGCUACGUUUUUAGCGACUUCAGAUGGUACAAGAUCGUCCUUGGACAAAACUUCCGGAGGGCGUUGCAGCUCACAUACGAUGAAGCUUAAGUUCUAUGUUUGUACAAACAAUACAGGUUAGUACAGAACUUCCCGGAAGCAAAAGUGGCUGCUGGCUUGGGGUCGUUUUUUAUUUCUCAACAAGAAUGAAUGAGCUAAAGAAUGAACGGUUGAAGGAAUUCCCUGGUUUAUGAACAGGUGCAAGUAAAAAUGAAAGAUACAAACUAUAUAACGCCGCUACUAAAAGAUAAAGCCACAAUUAGGCAAUAGACCUUUCCGACGCUUUUGUCAAGUUUUAAUAAAGGACAGUUGGUGAAUAUCCAUCGACACCGCUGGGAGGUUUCAGCGCCUUACAAAAAGUAAAUUUGCCAAGUUUAAAGGUGAUACGUCUAUUAAAGUGCGCGAAGCUAUUGCUGCUCCACAAAGUCGCCAAAUUUUACAGACGUUUGUAUGGUGUGGGGGCGAGUUCGUGCUCCCCACCAUACAAACGUUUUGUAAAGUUUCGCAGCUUUGCUGAUCGAGAUCUUCCUUAGUUUUCAACAAAUCCCUCUAAAAAUGAGCCUCCUUACUGAUUAUUUUUCCCAGCGGUGUUAAAGGAUUUUUGCUAACUGGUCGCGGUAAAAAGAUGAAAAAAAACCGUGGAAGGGUCUUUUGUUCUGUGAUCGUUACCCCGCCACAUACACAUGUAGCUGCUUCGAGAUUGGGCUAUUUUUUAUAUUAACCGUGGAGACAGUGCAAAGGAGAGUCUCAAUAUUGGAUCCUAUGUGUGUAAAACUACUACUGGUAACUUUUAAAUUGAAUUGUCUGCUUUGUGACUGCGAGCGACCAUAGCUUAAUUUGUUCUUUCCGCUAUCAAGCAAUCUCUUUCGGUUCCACUUUAGAUCCACGGUGCCAAAGCGAUGAUCUGUGCAAUGGUAUAGUUCCUACACAUGCUCCAACAACUGCUAGCACUGCGAAGGCAACAACGAAAUCGACACAAACCACUCCCGCUACCACUAACGUGGUAAAAAACACUUCAUCCACAGCGUACAUAGUUCCCACCUCGCGGAUAAAAACUACAGGUAACUGAAAAAGCCUGAAUGUUACUCGCACGAAAUAAUAUUCAAUGCCUAAAUCCUCGAGCUUAGUACGCAUUCUUUUGACGUGUUCUCUAUGACGCUGUAGCAUAAGAUAUACUAGUAAACUUCUUUACAAUUCCAUUAUUUGUACCACUGUUACUAAUAGUACUACUACUACUACUACUACUACUACUACUCCUCCUCCUCCUCCUCCUCCUCCUCCCCCCCCCCUUUCUCCUGCCCCCCUUCUCUCCUACUUUUUCUUACUUCCAAUUAUAUAUCUUAAGUGACAUAAACUACGUGACCAUGUUAGACAAACACACAAUAGUCAUCAUAAAAGCACAAUUAAUUACAUAUAUAAGAAGUUAACAACCUCCUCCUCCUCCUCCUCCUCCUCCUCCUCCUCCUCCUCCUCCUCCUCAAAUCAUUUUCAUUUUAAAGUAAAGUUAAUUACUGGCGGGAACUUACGUUGGUCGCCAAGGACAAAGUAUAAGUAGAUGAGGCAGUCGAAAAACUUUUCUAUUUCCAAAUACUGAAAAACGCAACAUUCUUUUCAGUUGCAGCCAAUCCCGGACGUGAAAGAAAGAGAUCCUUUAAGGAAACUACGUACUUUAUAGCCAUUGGUGUUCUUGUGUUCCUGUGCGUUCUUCUUAUCAUCGUUUCUGUUAUUUUGAUCUAUCGGUUAAGUCGGAACAGAAUGCACAAGUCACGCCAACCGCUGUCAAGUCACGACACGCCCACCGGCGUUUAAAGUGUGUUCGGAAAAUACGAUAUCUUUACAUAUAAAUGUAAAUCAAACUGAAGGAAAAUGGCCCUGGCAUAGGUGUGGCGAGUUUGUAUGGAAAGGUUCUGCUUUGGACAACCUACCACUAUCCAAGCCGACCAAAAGCUUUGCGGAAAGAGGUGUGAGCGACGAACCAAUCGAUUAA